Molecule: messenger RNA, 4337 nt
Organism: Loxodonta africana (African savanna elephant)
Lineage: Eukaryota; Metazoa; Chordata; Mammalia; Proboscidea; Elephantidae
Gene: MELTF
Product: melanotransferrin
Exons: 15
Coding region: 19-2235 (738 amino acids)
Biological process (GO): iron ion transport
Cellular component (GO): early endosome; extracellular region; plasma membrane
Source: RefSeq, a predicted model, not a curated record
GGCAGCCAUGGGCUCAGGAUGCCAGGGAGACUGGGAGCUGGGCCUCACUCUCCCCCAUCACUGCCCCCAGCACUCGGUGGGAUGGAGGUGCGGUGGUGCACCACCUCGGACCCCGAGCAGCAGAAAUGCAGUGACAUGAGCAAAGCCUUCCGGGAAGCGGGCAUCCAGCCCUCCCUCCUCUGCGUCCAGGGCGUCUCAGCUGACCACUGCGUCCAGCUCAUCACGGCCCAGGAGGCCGAUGCCAUCACUCUGGAUGGAGGAGCCAUUUAUGAGGCAGGGAAGGAGCACGGCCUGAAGCCCGUGGUAGGCGAAGUAUAUGAUCAAGAGGUGGGCACCUCGUAUUAUGCCGUGGCUGUGGUCAAGAGAAGCUCCCAUGUGACCAUCAACACCCUGAAAGGAGUGAAGUCCUGCCACACGGGCAUCAACCGGACGGUGGGCUGGAAUGUGCCUGUGGGCUACCUGGUAGAGAGCAGUCGCCUCUCGGUGAUGGGCUGUGAUGUGCUCAAAGCGGUCAGUGACUAUUUUGGGGGCAGCUGCGUCCCUGGGGCAGGAGAGACCAGUUACUCCGAGUCCCUCUGCCGCCUGUGUCGGGGUGACGCCGCUGGGGAGGGCGUGUGUGACAAGAGCCCCCUGGAGAGAUACUACGACUACAGUGGGGCCUUCCGGUGCCUGGCUGAAGGGGCAGGGGACGUGGCCUUCGUGAAGCACAGCACAGUGCUGGAAAACACUGACGGGAAAACCCUGCCCUCCUGGGGCCAGGAGCUGCUGUCACAGGACUUUGAGCUGCUGUGCCGGGAUGGCAGCCGGGCCGACGUCACUGAGUGGAGGUGGUGUCACCUGGCCCGGGUACCUGCUCACGCUGUGGUGGUCCGGGCCGACAUGGACGGGGGUCUCAUCUUCCGCCUACUCAACGAAGGCCAGCUCCUGUUCAGCCGUGAGGGCAGCAGCUUCCAGAUGUUUAGCUCUGAGGCUUACGGCCAGAAGAACCUGCUCUUCAAAGACACCACCUCGGAGCUGGUGCCCAUCGCCACGCAGACCUAUGAGGCAUGGCUGGGCCGCGAGUACAUGCACGCCAUGAAGGGUCUCCUCUGUGACCCCAACCGGCUGCCCCGCUACCUGCGCUGGUGUGUGCUGUCCACUCCCGAGAUCCAGAAGUGUGGCGACAUGGCUGUGGCCUUUAGCAGACAGAGGCUCCAGCCGGAGAUCCACUGUGUGUCGGCCGAUUCCCCGGAGCACUGCAUGGAGCGCAUCCAGGCUGGACAAAUCGAUGCUGUGACCCUGAGGGGCGAAGACAUUUACACGGCGGGGAAGAUGUACGGCCUGGUUCCAGCUGCUGGGGAGCGCUAUGCCGCGGAGGACCGGAGCAACUCGUACUUCGUGGUGGCGGUGGUGAAGCGAAACAGCUCCUACGCCUUCACCAUGGACGAGCUGCGGGGCAAGCGCUCCUGCCACCCCGGCUUCGGCAUCCCCGCGGGCUGGGAGGUCCCCGUGGGCGCCCUCAUCCAGAAGGGCUUCAUCCGGCCACAGGACUGCGACGUCCUCACAGCGGUAAGCGAGUUCUUCAGCGCCAGCUGCCUGCCUGUGAACAACCCCAAGAACUACCCAUCCUCCCUGUGUGAGCUCUGUGUGGGUGAUGAGCAGGGCCGCAACAAGUGUGUGGGCAACAGCCAGGAGCGGUACUACGGCUACAGUGGCGCCUUCAGGUGCCUUGUGGAGAAUGCUGGGGAGGUCGCCUUCAUAAAGCACACAACCAUCUUUGACAACACAAAUGGCCACAAUACAGAGCCCUGGGCUGCGGAGCUCAAGUCCGAAGACUAUGAGCUGCUGUGCCCCAACGGGGCUCGGGCUGAGGUAUCCCAGUUCGAGGCCUGCAACCUGGCACAGAUGCCGUCCCACGCCGUCAUGGUUCGGCCCGACACCAACAUCUUCACCGUGUAUGGGCUGCUGGACAAGGCCCAGGACCUGUUUGGAGAUGACCACAACAAGAAUGGUUUCAAGAUGUUCGACUCUUCAGACUAUCAUGGCCAAGACCUGCUAUUCAAGGAUGCCACCAUCCGAGCAGUGCCCGUUGGGGAGAAAACCACAUACCGAGACUGGCUGGGCCUAGACUACGUGGCGUCCCUAGAAGGCAUGCUGUCUCAACAGUGCUCAGGAGCAGCGGUCACCGCCUCCAGGGUGCCCCCACUGCUGUUGCUGCUGUCCCUCACUGCUGGCCUCCUUCGGCCCUUCCCCUGAAAGCAAGCCUCCCCUCUCUCGGUAUGGAAACCAACUCAGAAAUCUAUGUACAUAAGGCCCUUCUCCUCGGUAAAUCCGGUUAACACUGCUCAGAGAAGAAAAGUGUGACGGGAAAGGAAGUGUGAGAAACCACAGAACGCCUCAGAUCUGCGAUUCCCGACACUGAAGAGAAGUUUCUGUGAUUGCUUUGAACUGGAAUAAAGACGAGUGCUAAAGAAAAGUCCCCCAACUUGGACAGGAGCAGGUUCCUCCUGCUGGCAGCCAGCCUUCUGCCUCCCAGGCACCACCUGGCCCUCUGCUACCUGAGGCAGUGUGCUGGCGGCCCCCCAGUCACACCCCACCCACAGGCUGGCACAGGCCCCGCUUCCCUGCAGACUCUACCACCACAUGGAGCCUCACCAGCCUCCAGCUCGGAAAAGCCCAGUUACCAAGGAAACAGGCUAAGCCUGGCUUCCCACAUGGCCUCUGCUGGAGCCUGGAGCCUGCCCUGCAGAGACGCCACAGUGAGGUCUGGUGGGACAUGAGAGGGCCUGCAGGCCCCCCUGCCAGCUCCCAGGGGCCCCUCCAGGAGCGAACACUGCAGUUCUGGGUGGGCCAGCCCCCCACAUUCCCCUCAGCCCCUGCUUCAUCUGUCUGCUUCCUCCUGAGUACACUCUGUCUGUCCACUGAAGCAUCUACCAGAGGAGGCUGCAGCCAGCCCUCCAAGAAGGCAAUGCUGCUGGGCGCGCUCAGUGUCUUGCCCUUGUCUUCAGUGUCUGGGUGUGUCCCAGCUUACUGACACCUGAGAAUGCUCGGCUGGGGGAGACCAGGGGUGGACUGUGGGAUUGAAACCCUCCAAUAAUCAUUAGACAAAGGAAAUGCUUCUCAGUAAGAAUUUUUAUUAGCUGGGGGCUUGAUACAGGGUUAGGGUCUAAACAUCGAUCUGUUGUAAGGAAGGCAGGCCUCAGAAUUGGGCCUGCUUCUGUGUGCCGUGCCCUUCAGCUGCACCAGCUCUUUAUUUCUUAGAUGAAUCCCACUCUUGAGUUUCCUCCUCUGGGGCUCAGUCUCAGUAUCUAGCCCCAAUAUGGCGCCCGCUACGCCUCAAGCCUGCUCUGUGCACCCAUUGGCAGCAGUUGCCUCGGACUGAAGGGGUCAGCCUGAGGAAGCACCAGGCACUGGAGCAGGAGGUGCCCAGGCCUCUCAGGCAGCGCAAGGCCCUCUGAGGAGGUGGGAAUGGAGAGGUGUCAUUCUCUUUGUCAGAGGAGCCACAGGCCCAGGCUAGGUAUUAGGGUGAGCUCCACCUCCUCAGUGUGGACAGGAGCUCCCUUCACCCAGCCCUGAGCCUGCGAGGCCUGAAGACAACUUGCUCCUGAGGAAGGGUCCCCCUUUCCCAGCCCCUGUGAGAAUCAGUGGGCAGUGGCUGGAGAGCAUUCUCUCUCUACUCCACUAUUGCCAAGGUUGUCUGAGGAAUCAGAGCAAAAGUUUCCAGAACUACCAGCUCCUACUCUGAAUUUACCUCCUUUAAAAAAAUAAAAAGAGAAGAAACAUGAGCAAGCAGCCCUCAUCAGCAGACUGGGAGUCGCGUGGGCCUGGAGCUAUUUGCAUCCCGGUCUGCGGGGGCUUCAGGGACGCUGAUGACAGGCCGGGUUCCUGGUGGCUCGCCCCCACCUGUGGGCGUCGGGACAGAUCCCUUCCAUCUCUCAGCAGCGAGGGGGGCCCCUGGUGGCGACUUCGCAGUAGCCACACUCUCCAUCCCAAGGAGUCCGGUUACCACACUGGGGGGGCCCUCACCCCACCUUCCAGGGGCCAGGAGCUCGGCUUCCACUGCCAGACCUUGUCCCCUCCUCACGGAAGAGAAGGAAUGAUUUACCUUGGCUCCUCUCUGACCCAAUGAUCAUUUGACUUCUUUUUUUAAAGGAAGAUUUGUGCAUUGAGCAAUGUGUUUGUGUGGCUGGGCCAGCAUGCAGCCUGGGUGAGAAACCUGUACUGUGAGCCACGGAAGCUGUGGCUGCGUGAGUGCUGUGUAAGCGAUGUUUGAUUGUCAGGUGGCAUGGGGCCACUGCUAUGUCAGGGCUAAUAAAAGAUGUUGGUUUGUUUUUUAAAUAAAACCAAACAACACUGCA